Melanotaenia boesemani (Boeseman's rainbowfish) is the source of this 2987-nucleotide messenger RNA. Its product is annotated as T-cell surface glycoprotein CD3 epsilon chain-like. Gene Ontology annotation, cellular component: alpha-beta T cell receptor complex; external side of plasma membrane. The transcript has 5 exons. Gene Ontology annotation, biological process: cell surface receptor signaling pathway; positive thymic T cell selection. The record is from RefSeq and is a predicted model, not a curated record. Gene Ontology annotation, molecular function: transmembrane signaling receptor activity. NCBI's taxonomy places the organism in Eukaryota, Metazoa, Chordata, Actinopteri, Atheriniformes, Melanotaeniidae. Bases 142 to 678 code for a protein of 178 amino acids.
GAGACAGAGUCAGAAGGAGAAGCACCAGGUCGACUUUCAGUCUUUCUCUCAUUAAGCAGCUUGAUGAAUUAAGAUCUUCUAGAAGAAAAUUUACAAAUUGGAUCCAAACUGUAAAAAGAAACAAGAAGUUUGUGUUAAGAAAUGGAAGUCCAGGCUGUGCUCGUCGUCCUCUUCAUGUUCGCUUCCACCGUGAAAACUGAUGAAAAUGGUAACAGUGUUGAAGGAAAAGUGGAGUUCUGGAGAAAAAACGUCAUACUGACCUGUCCAGGCAAAGCGACCUGGAAUGACAUUGAGAAGAUGGAGGUCCAAACUGAGAACACAAUUAGAACUGAGUAUACACAGCCAUUAAAAGGCUACUGUGAAUACGAUGAUAAUGCUAAAACUAUUAAAUAUCGUUUCUACGUGAAAGGAAAGGCAUGUGAAAACUGCUUCGAACUGGAUGCAACUGUCUUCAUGGGGGUCAUCAUCGUGGAUGUGGUCGGGACAGCAGUUGUGAUGAUGAUGAUCUACAAGUGCAGCAAGAAGACAAGCUCAGAUAAACGCUCUCACUCCCCCAAACCACCUCUUCCAUCAGGACACCGACCUCCACCAACUGUCCCAUCUCGUGACUACGAGUCUCUGAACCCUCACACUCGAGCAGCUGACACUUACUCCACUGUGGUGAACAGGAUGGGAUAAAGACGCAUCAUCUAAAGUCACUGCAAACAGGAUUUCAUUUGUAAUUUUCACUUUAUCUCAAAGAAAAUACUGCUUGGUCAGGUAAAGCAGAACUUAUUGACAACUGGUUCUGAAAUUGGUUUAGUCUUCCUGUUGAUUGGUCCUAAAUCUGUUAUUAACCCGAGUUGCUUCUUUACACCCAGAAGUAGCUCAUUGUGCAUCCACACACUUAUAUUAAUGAAAAAAAAUAAACGCACAAAUAGAAUUAGAAUUGUUAAAAAAUUUAUAUGAUGCAGAUCUUCGUCUGAUCUUUGACAGUUUUCCUGUUUUAUAACAAAUAACUAAAAAAAGCUUGUUUAAUUUCAGACGUAUAAGCUUACGUAUACUGGCAGCCUAACCGCACAUGUAAUACGUGCAUUUCCCAACAUACAGUAAAGGAUCAGAUUUUUCAGUUAGCCACGUUUUACACUCAUAUUGUGCUGUUAAGUGCGUUAAUUAAUCUUAAUGGUUAACUGCCUGUUCUUCUGACCCAACUGUAACUAACUAGCGACAACUGAAUACAAACUAUAAAAUGUUUAGAUGGUAUUUGUAUGGACGGGUUUCAAACUAUCUACUUGUAUGUUUUUGAAGUCUUUACAUUUGUGCAAUAUUGUAUUUGCAACAUCGUGUAAUUCAAACUUUAAGAGUCCUUCUGUUUUUAAAGCCAGACGAAGCAUCUGGUGGUUUUAGAGCUCAGAAAGGUGCUUUACAGUUUUAGUGAACUAUUUUUUGCUGUGGACAAACACAGCCUUUUAACAUUCUGGUGACUGCACUGAAACCAGCCUGCAAUAAAAGACGAACAAAAAAACUAAAACAUGGCAUCCAUUCCUGUUGAAGGAGAGCGGUAAUGUGAGGACAGGACUUAAGUUAAUCAAAAACUAAAUGUAACCAGGAGGAAUUAACAAACUAUCUACAUAAUACUGAUCAUUAGACAUAGAGAUGUGUUUUUUUAUUAUUAUUAUUGCACUUAUAAUCCAGUUUAGUGUUUAAUGCAAUCCACAGCUGUCCGCCAUAAAGUUUGCCCUUAUAAUCCUGGUUUAUUUACUUUCUUAUAGUUGUGUGAUAUUUCAGCAUCCAAUAUGACUGGCAUGCCACUUCAGGAAUAUUUUGCAUUUUUCUUGUGCACGAUUUAAGUAAUUCCCAUGUCAUUUUAUGUUAGCCUCAUAGCAUUGCUGCCUCAGUCAGGGGUCUCCAACCUGCGGCUCUGGAGCUGCAAGAGGCUCUUUGGACCAUCCACAGUGGCUCUUAAUAACAAUGGCUAAACAAUCACGAAGAAUAAACUGAUGUUUUUAAAUAUAGACUCAAGAUGAUUUAGCAGUUUUUCAGUUUUUUAUGGAAAAAUUGCAUUGGAUUUCCACAACGUAAUGACACGAAAAUGACCAUAGAUUUAUUUUUCUUGUCAUAAGUUUGGAAACUAUUUUUUUUACAUAGUUUUAAAAAUCUACAUCUCAAAGAAGAAAAUGAAAAGUUUUGUUUUUCUUCAUUUUAAAACCUAAAAAAUAGAAAUAAAAUUGUGAUUCUUCAGAAAUUACCACAAAUUUCCUAUAGCAGAAACUGCAUCCAUCAGAAAUGAUAAGUUGUCUUUUUAAAUAGAUUAUGUAACAUUUGCAGCUUUAAACGUGUUUCAUUUGAAUUGGCUGAGGGCAAAAACGGCUCUUUGGAGCUUAAAGAUUGCUUAUCCCUGGUCUAAGUCAUAUUUUAAGGUUUUAUGGGCAAUGAUGCACAAUCAAUCAGCAAUAUCAGGAGAGUAAGUUUUGACAAAGAUAGCUACAAUAUGACUGAGGCAACUAUGCUAUGAAGCUAACGAUGCUGCACGCUAAAAGCAGAGCAAGUAUUGGAUGGUGUUAACUUCUGAGAUGAUUUUAUGUUUUUCUGAUAAUCAAAGUCUUGUUAAUAAUUAUGUUGUUUUACAAAGCAUAAAAGUAAAUUGUAUUUACAUGUGUUGUUUGCUUAAAAAGAUCCUUAAACAUGUGACAGCAUUGGUUAAAUGUAGAAUUUAUGUUAGCAGAACUAAAGAUUUUAGGGGAUUUAUUGUACCUUGUGUAUAUCUAAAGAGUGUUUAAAGUUUUCUUAUCUUUUAAUAAAGAGCUAUAAUGUUUAAUUUACAAUCAACAUCAUAUAAAACGAUUGCUUAAGUACUUUUUAAACCAGAUAUUUCUCCUGUUUCUGUGCUAUUAUAAUUCUUGCUGAUGAAAUCAGUUGCUUUUUGUCUAUCUGGCUUUCUGCUUUCUCAUUUCACGGAUUUUUCUUCUUGUAAUUGUCAUUAAUGAAAUAAACCACAAUCAGCCCUG